Psylliodes chrysocephalus is the source of this 444-nucleotide messenger RNA. The record is from the annotation of a GenBank genome assembly. NCBI's taxonomy places the organism in Eukaryota, Metazoa, Arthropoda, Insecta, Coleoptera, Chrysomelidae.
AUGAUUCCCUACGAAAUAUUAUUUUUAUUUAGAGUAAUGCCUAAGCCAGAGUUAACUUCUGCACUGAAGAGAGCCGCAAAUACAAUUUUUCAAAAAGGGGGUAUAAUUAGAAAGCUUGAACAUUUAGGUACAAGGGACAUGCCUUACAAAAUAAGCGUUCAUGGUGUACCCUAUAGGAGUGCAAGUUACUUCUUGUAUGAAUGUAACAUCCCUCCAGCCAAGAUAGAGGAUAUCCUUGAUGAAUACAAUAGAGACGUAGAUGUAAUCCGAAGGAGAAUAUUCAAGAAAAAUGUGCCAGAAACGUUUGAAUGUACAUUACAUGAAGAAUGCCUUCCUCCACCUUACCGAAAAGAUGUGCAAGAACUGAUUCAACAAGCCAGGAGGUCUGACAAACCCAAAUUUAAAUAUAACACAGGAUUGGAUUAUUAUCCAUUCCAAAAGUAG